Molecule: messenger RNA, 2443 nt
Organism: Linum trigynum
Lineage: Eukaryota; Viridiplantae; Streptophyta; Magnoliopsida; Malpighiales; Linaceae
Source: the annotation of a GenBank genome assembly
UUGAAUAAAGACCGGAUAAGAUAGUCCAACACCCAAAACUUAACCAACUACUCACUCUUUGAGUCCUUAGACCACUCAAAUUCCCUCAAGUUCAAUCUAAAAUCAAAACCGAAUUGGGACCGGACCGGAUCAAACCCGGACUGUAUUCAAUCCAAUUUUUGGUCCUUAUAUUCACGAAAAUACCGGACUGGGACCGGGUCAAUUCGGGCCAAUUUAACCGGACCGGACCGUAUAGCCACCCCUAGUUGUGAUACCUAGUAAACAUGGUAGUGACUAUAUAGUUCUUAGCUGCCACAUGAGUUAAAGCAUAACUUAGGUAUAUGUGACAACUAGUGACACGCCAAAACACAACACCAAACUGCGACCAAGUAUAAUCGCAGUCCGGGAAUGCAGUAAAGUGACAAGUUAUAUUAUCAACCCGGGGUCUAGAUCUACUGCUUACUCAGUGAUUCUCUACUAUCUAGCCAACUAAGUUAAGUGUUUGUUGUGUAAAAGCAAAAGCAGAAAGAAAGCAGGAAUUGAUACGGUUUUCUCAAGUAGGUAAGAGUCACUCGGGAAUGAGUCCCCUUAGCUCCUUAGUUAGGUUUCAAUUGUAUUUCCCUGGAUUGAUUUACUGUUGAUUAGACUGCGGAAGAUCCAACAGUAGCUUGGAAUCUCUUAAGCUGACCAAGCCCUCUCAGUCUAACUACCCGGCAGACGACUAGUCUUCACCGGGAUAGAAAGCUGAAGCAGUAAGAACAGAACUCCACUACAGGAAUUAGAUUCCAGUACAAAGCAGUAAACUGGCUAACUCUCGUAUAGCCAAUCUCCUACUACCGAAUGAUGAGACUCUAGCAACCUAAUCAGAUGCUAUCUAUCUCAGAUUGCAGCAGGAAUCAGGAAAAGUUGAUCAGACUUCAAUUGACUCAAUAAAUAUGCAUCAUUCGAUUAAAAGCAAACAGUAAUAUCAUCCCAAGUCAUUACAAUCAAUCCCUAACACAUAGAACUAGGGUUCUUCAUCCCCAAGUGAGAGAGAGGUUCUACUCCAUAUAGAGAGAGAGGAAAACAAGGUACAAAGCAGUCAUACUCAUUACAAUGGGAAGAAUCUGCUCUGGGAUGAUGAUUUCCACUCCUGUGACGAUCUCCAAGCUCGAUUUGAUGAAAUCCAGCUCCAAGAUAGCUUCUAGGAUGUGUUCUUCGUCCUUUCUCUCUCUAGGGCUCUGUUUUUGCUCAAAAAGUCCGAUCUCCUCACUUGUGGCUCGAAAUUGGCUGAAAAACCAAGAUUUCCCGACUCACACGGGCAGGCCACACGGCCGUGUGGCUCACCUAGUUGCCCGUGUGAGUUAAAACGCGGCGUAUCAAUUAGUUCGAUCUUCAGGCUUUCCACACGGCCAGGGUCGCACGGCCGUGUGGGAUUUCCAUCCUGCCCGUGUUUGCUCUCUACGAAACUCGCACGGCCACUUUGCUCCUACACACGCCCGUGUGAUGGUUAUGUGUGCCCGUGUGGCUUCCUCAUCGGCUUGUCUCGCGCCUGAUCUUCAUCCAAUCGACCCCAAACUCGCUCCUAAGCCUCCAUUCACGUACUAGGACCUGAAAUAUCACAAACAAGCACAACCUAGCGUGAAAUCGGCCUAAAACACGAGAAAUCACAUCUCAAACGGUGCAAGAACAGGGGUAAAAACAUGUGUAAUUAACGGUCUAUCAAACUCCCCCACACUUAACCUUUUGCUUGUCCCCAAGCAAACCAAGUCAGAUACAAGGUAAGCUCACAUAUUUCAAUCAACCAACUUUGGGGACAAGUCAUAAAGGCACAGAACACGUGAAUCGUACUGGUUUUCAAACAUCAAUACAUGAACAAUCUCAAUAGCAACCUGGACAACCACCACAAAGGACAUUCGAGUGCAGCAAAAUCGAGUAAAGGAAGAGUCUCCCUUCUGUUCACCAACCAACCUAGACUUGACUCAACCACUUACUCAAAACAGUCAACUCAUACAUCCAACUCAAGACAUCAGAAUAGAGACCGAGUAAUCUAGGUCCUCACCGGGGUACAAGAGUAUAUAGAAUAUGAAAAUGAAUCACUCACUCUCGACCAGUGGGGUCGGGACAAUUUGAUGCGAAAAAUGUGCAUGCUCUUUCUCUCAAUCCCUAACAUCUCUUCACCAUGAUGGCAGCCUCUAAAUGCUAGAGUUCACAUAUGGGGUGUCACCACUAACUAAUCAGGAGGUCUUAGACACAGGUUCAAAUGACUGGCUAGGGUCUUGGACAUGGGGAAAAGGCCUUUUAGGUGGUGGAAGCAUUCAAAGCACAAGGUUCCACAUUUCCAAACCCACACAAUCACAGUCAAACAAACCAGUAUUUCCUUUCUGCUAUUCUGCAUUAUUCAAUAUCUCAAGAGCACAAAAGCUAAGGAGGUAUCAAUGUUAGUAUUUCCAAGCCAGACUGCUAAGAAACACUACUUAAUGGG